AAGUAUCCCAUGAAAUUACGUAAGCAAUACGUGAAGAAGUGAUUCAAAUUAUUAUCGUUUUCCUUCUACUAUUGUUUGCUAAUUUGACUAUCAAAUACUUCAUGACCAAAAUUCGAAGCUGCAUAAAUAGAAUAGUGUUAGGCUAGUAUCAAUUUAGUAUUGACUAACUAGCCGUGGUAGCAAGUCUCGGACCCGCGUUCGAUAUUGACUAGCUCGUUGCAACCAAGAUGGGGAACCAAAGCUUCAGGACGCUCAGCAUUGAUGACUUUGUGGAGAUGACAAGUCGGCCGGAUUUCUCAAAAGUCAUUGAAAAGGAGCACAACAAAGUUCUGGCCGUACAACUACCAGGUACCUGUGUUAAUUUUUCAAGACCGCAAAAUUCGCUGAAGAAUCGGUACGACGAUAUUCCGUGUUGGGAUCACUCUCGGGUGAUUUUAAUACCACCCAGUGCAAAAUAUAAUUAUAACCAUACAGAUCCAUCACAGAUAACCCUAACACCAACGGAAAUACCCUCGACGUACAUACAUGCCAACUUUGUUAGCGGAUUUAAGGAGAGGAAGAAAUUCAUUUGCUGCCAGGCUCCCAAGAAAAACACAGUUGAAAACUUUUGGAGGAUGGUUUUAGAGCAAGAUUCUCAUAUUAUUGUAUCAUUAACAAAAACAGACAAGGGAGGUUUCGUGUGCUCUGAAUAUUGGAUUAAUGCAGAGAAUGGUAUAGAUAUAUUUGGAAGAUAUGUUAUCAGGACCCUUGAAAUUGUAAAAGAGUCAAGUUUCACCAGAACACGGUUACGACUUACCGAUAUGUUCACUGAUACUUCACGGGAGAUCCAUCACUUGUGGUACACUGAUUGGCCUAACGUCGGCAAUCCCAUCAACCCGGUGCAAAUUCUGGAUCUAAUAAUGCAGAUGAACAAAAAACGAGAAGAGUUAACUACAGCAGCAGGCUCUAAACUAGGACCGAUAGUGGUCCACUGUGCGGAAGGAGUCGGUCGAACAGGAAUAUUUUGCACUAUAGACAAUGCACUAUCACAGUUACGGAAAGAACAAACAGUGUGCCUACCGCAGACGGUGCUAAAACUACGGAAACAAAGACAUUCUAGUGUAUUUCUUAUUGGACAGUAUGCAUUCUGCUACAAAGUAGUAAGAUAUGCUUUAAUAACAGACCUCAUAGAAAAAAUAUUGUAUUAAGUGGUAUUUUGUGAUGUGAUAAGCAACUCAGUGCAGCUGAUAACUUGUAAGUUUUCUGUUCUCAUAAUUAUGUUUAUUUCAUUGUCAUUAGGUAUAGUGUGAAGAUCGGUAUUUAUAUCGCAUGACCUUUCGGGUCAGACUGAUUAUUCCGUUCUCAGAAAAACGGUAGUGAUAAGCUAAUCAAUAUGGUCCAAGUUUACGUCAGAUUCAUAUAUUUUUGUUACUUUUUUCCUCGUUCCGGUUGCCCAAUUUUUGAGGGACACAGAUUGCUAUAUUUUAUUUACGAAAAUCUUACUAUUGUUCACUACUACCCUUA
This is a messenger RNA of Microplitis mediator, 1503 nucleotides long. RefSeq names its product tyrosine-protein phosphatase non-receptor type 9-like. Gene Ontology annotation, biological process: protein dephosphorylation. Bases 228 to 1187 code for a protein of 319 amino acids. The record is from RefSeq and is a predicted model, not a curated record. Gene Ontology annotation, molecular function: protein tyrosine phosphatase activity. NCBI's taxonomy places the organism in Eukaryota, Metazoa, Arthropoda, Insecta, Hymenoptera, Braconidae. The transcript has a single exon.